Molecule: messenger RNA, 4440 nt
Organism: Aspergillus chevalieri
Lineage: Eukaryota; Fungi; Ascomycota; Eurotiomycetes; Eurotiales; Aspergillaceae
Exons: 5
Coding region: 1-4440 (1479 amino acids)
Biological process (GO): double-strand break repair via homologous recombination
Cellular component (GO): cytoplasm; chromosome
Molecular function (GO): four-way junction helicase activity; nucleic acid binding; 3'-5' DNA helicase activity
Source: RefSeq, a predicted model, not a curated record
AUGCUCAAUGCCCCUUCGGGUCCGAUUCGUGAGAUCUGUAACAAUCUGCAGACCAAGCUCAAUGUGAUUUCCUGGCGGCAUGCAGCAAUUGCCAUCUCCCGGGCACACCUGCAGUGUGGUGGGUUCAAGCGUGACUACAGUGCCGAUGAUGGGCUGAUCGACCAGCAAGCCGGCCAUGGGUCCUGGGCUGCUGGGACGGUGUAUGCCCGGGGGCUGCAGGAGGCACCUGGCCAUAUCCAGGCACGGCGGGUGCAAUACCGGGCCAUCAGUCGGGAGUGGCAUGCCUUCCUAGGGUUUCAGGUAUCACUAGGCCCGCGGAAGCGGGGCUGGGGGAGGGAAAAGGGGAGGAGCCAGCAGCAAAGCGGCAGCGGCAGCAGCAGCCGGUUACCCGUCCAUGGCCGACAGCAAGUGUUGGGCUUCAUUGCACGCACACAGGCCACCCAGGCCGGACAGGGCAUGCAGGAGUGGUGUGGCCCACUGCCCGUGUAUGGGAUGACCGCGCGGCAGCAGCGGAAGUGGCAGAUCUUGUGGCAGCUUGCCAUGCCCACCAUGGCGAGGCCCCAACAGGCGCCCCAUCGAGCCCGGGCUCGGGCGGUCCAUAUGUUCCCCGGGGCCGGUCGGAUCCUAGAACAGGGUGGGAACCCCGGCAGUUAUCGGGCCACAGAGGGGCGUGGGGUGAGCCCCGGAGAUCAGCCCACAGCCGGGCAUGGGGUGAGCCCCGAGCAUGUGGAAGAAGCAGAGGAGACUGGCAAUGCAGGCAGCACCGAGCCGGCAUGGAUGAUGAGCCCAAUGGAGCGUGCCUGCUUGGAGUUUUGCAUUGAGCUGCUCAACCAGCGCCACCGUGCCCAUGAAUAUGAAAGCCCCCUUUUACCCCCCAUUUUAUCGCGGAUGAUCAAGCUUGCGCGGUUCAUGGUGGUGCAGAAGGCACUGUGGUUGGAUCCCCAUGUGGGGGACAUUAUUCAGAUGUGGCAGGCACAGGCUAGCACGGCGAAUGGCACAGUGAAUGGCACAGUGAAUGGCACAGUGAAUGGCACACCGGCUAGCCCAAUAGCAUGGCCGUUGGCCAGUGCAGAUGCCCAACUGGCCGAUAUCGAUGAGGGCUGUGAUAGUGCCAGUCCCACACGCCACACCCCCACCACGGUGCACGAUCGCCCGUCAUUUCAUGACCAUGUGCAGCAGAUGGUCAGCCGCUUCAUGAUCCGUGGCACCCAUGGGCCCAUGCAGACAUUGCUCGACUGGCGCACAUAUGGGUUGAAGAUCCAUUACAAUAGCACGGCGCCGGGCCAUGUGGCGUGGAUGGGAGCCGAUGAGCUGUUGUACAAGGAUCUGCAUUUCACGAUGGGUGAAUUCCGUGGGUUCAUCCACGGGUUGGUUGGGGCCACACGGGAGCUGCUGUGUGAACUAUUAUGUAUUGCCGAUGGUUCCAGCAGCGCCCACACCCCAAGCACCAUGCCGCUGCCCGCCAUCCCGUGGCAGGGCUUGUAUGAUGAUCCCACCCAGGGGCACCCGGGCUGGAACUUUUUGCACGAUCGCCGAACCCGGUGGCCCGUGGAUGGCCGGUGGUGGAUGAUCCAGCGGCUGCGCACAGAGCGCCCCGUGCAGCAGCAAUUCAUGCGCCGGGGGGCGAUCCACGGCCCAUUGGUGGCACAGUAUCUGGCCCGGGUGGCCCGGUUCAAGGAGAAACUGGCCGUGGCCAUCCAUAUGACGGCGGGGCAGCCGGCACGGGCCCCCGAGCUGCUCAGUGUGCAGUAUGUCAACACGCCGAACAACCAAUUCCGCAAUGUGUUCAUUGAGGAUGGGAUGGUGACACUGGUGACUGCAUACCACAAGGGCUUCCAUGCGAGCAACGACAGCAAGCUGAUCCACCGGUAUGUGCCACGGGCGGUCGGGGAGUUGGUGGUGUGGUAUAUGUGGCUGGCGAUGCCAUUCAUUGGCCAGUUGACAGCGUGGCAGGCCGGCACUGCGCAUGGCACGGUGAAUGGCACAUCGAAUGGUAUGUCAAAUGGCACAUCGAACGGCACAUGGAAUGGUAUGUCGAAUGGCACAUCGAAUGGUAUGUCGAAUGGCACAUCGAACGGCACAUUGAAUGGCACACGAGCCGGCACGGUGAAUGGCACGGUGAAUGGUACAGUGAAUGGCAUGUCGAACGGCACAUCGAACGGCACAUUGAACAGCACAUUGAACAGCACAUGGAAUGGCACACAAGCCGGCACAUUGAAUGGCACACUGAAUGGCACGGCGAACGGCAUACUGAAUGGCACACUGAUUGGCACACAAGCCGGCACGGCGAAUGGCACACGAGCCAGCACGGUGAAUGGCACAUCAAACAGCACAUUGAACGGCACAUGGAAUGGCACACGAGCCGGCACGGUCAAUGGCACACUGAAUGGCAGGGCGAACGGCACACUGAAUGGCACAUCAAACGGCACAGCAAAUGGCAUAUCAAACGACACACUGAAUGGCACAUCGAACAGCACAUUGAACGGCACAUCGAACAGCAUGUUGAACGGCACAACAAACAGCAUACCGAUUGGCACACGAGCUGGCACAGUGAAUGGCACAUCGAACAGCACAUUGAACGGCACAUGGAAUGGCACACCAAAUGGUACGCACAUCGAACAGCACACCGAUUGGCACACCGAUUGGCACACAGGCCGGCACAUCAAAUGCCAUGUCGAAUGGCACAACGAUUGGCACACCGAAUGGCACGGCGAACGGCACACUGAAUGGCACAUUGAUUGGCACGUCGAACGGCACACCGGCAUGGCAGCCCCCCAGCCCAUAUUUAUGGGGCCCCGACCCGGGCAUGCAGCGGCCAUGGACCCCGAGCGAUUCCGGGAGGUGUUGAAGCGGGAGACCCAGGCCCGGCUCGGCCAGGCAUUGAAUAUUCCGGCGUACCGGGACAUUGCCAUUGGCAUCAGCCGGCGGUUCCUGCGGGCAUCCAGCACAUUCACCAGUGACCGCCAGGAUGAAACGGAGCAGGCGGCGGCAUUGGAUGCUGACUGUGAGGACGGCAUGGAUGCGGACCAGUGGAUGGCGCAUAUGACGGAUUUACAGGCGGGCCAUUCAUCGCACGUGGCGGGGAUGGUAUAUGGGCGGCAGCUGAUGGAGCAGGCGGGCACAACAAGCCACCGGCGGGCAAUGUUCCGGCAGUCCAGUGUGGAUUGGCACCAGUUUCUGGGGUUCGGCUGCGGCACGGGGGUUCCAGGAGAUGUCCAUGCCGACAUUGAUGCCGGUGGGCUUCGGGCUGGCUUGGUGGAUGAAGGCAGCUGUCCAAGCCGCCGUCCCGGUCAGGAACAGGUUAGGGCUCGCUUGGUGGAUGAUCCCGGUCAGGAAUGGGUUAGGGCUUGCUUGGUGGAUGAUCCCGGUCAGGAAUGGGUUAGGGCUUGCUUGGUGAAUGAUCCCGGUCAGGAACGGGUUAGGGCUCGCUUGGUGAGUGAUCCCAGUCAGGAAGGGGUUAGGGCUCGCUUGGUGGAUGAAGGCAACCGUCCAAUUCACCAUCCCGGUCAGGAACGGGUUAGGGCUCGCUUGGUGGAUGAAGGUAGCUGUCCAAUUCACCAUCCCGGUCAGGAACGGGUUAGGGCUUGCUUGGUGAAUGAUCCCGGUCAGGAACGGGUUAGGGCUCGCCCCGUGCUUGGGAAACGCAAGCGGGCCCCAUGGCAGGUGGAGGCUGAGGAGCACCACAUGGAGCGGCGCCACCAGCUGCAGACCAUGGACAUGGCCGCUGCGCUGCAGCAGAUGACCGGUCAGGCCGGCAUGCAGUUCCAGGGCAUCCAGGCACCCGCCAUGGCGGCGAUCCAGCAGGGCAAGAGCCCCGUGGUGGCAGUCAUGCCCACCGGCGGUGGGAAAAGCAUGUUAUUCAUGUUGCCCGCGUGGGCCGUCCCCGGGGGCACCACCAUUGUGGUGGUGCCAUUGAUCUCGCUGCGGCAGGAUAUGCAGCAGCGGUGCCGGCGGCUAGGCAUCCCAUGUAUGGCAUGGGACCGGCAGCAGCCAUGUGAUGAAGCAGCCAUUGUGCUGGUCACACCGGAAUCGGCUGUCACCCCCGAUUUCCAUUCAUUCAUCAACCGGUUGGUGGUGAUGCAGCGGCUGGACCGGGUGGUGAUUGAUGAAUGCCACAUCAUUAUGAACCAGCAGAAGAACUUCCGGUCCGCCAUGGCACAGCUUGGGAAGCUCGUUCGGGCCCGUACACAGAUGGUGUUUUUAACGGCCACAUUGCCCCCGAGAUGGAACCGGAGUUCAGCCAGCGCAUUCACCACCCACAGGAUCAGAUCGAUAUAUAUCGGGCCCGCACGAGCCGCGGCAAUGUGGCAUAUGGGGUGUGGCGGCCACCGAUUCCACACACUGCACCACAUGGAUAUGGAUGGGAGCAGGAUGCCUGGAUUAUUCAGUUCCUGCAGGCGCAGCUCCAGUGGGCCCGGGCCCGGGGGGGGAAGAUGGUGA